GCGACUAGGAGACCGCUUCUACCGAACAUUCGCUCGGCGCUCCGUCACUCAUUUGCUCUCUCACCAUGUGGCUGCUUAUCCUUGCAGGUUUUUUGGCAGUCUCCGCUGGAGAGGAGACCAUAGCCAGCGUCGGCGAGAAGGCGGAAUCGUCCUCGGUCGACGACAUCGUCAUGCUGGAGAUCGAUGUCAAAGAUCCUGUCAAGAGAUCACCAGUUUCAGCCAGCGCCGUUUACGGCGCUCCGUCCAGCCAAUUCGUCGUCCGGCACGGUGAUGACGCUCAAGAGCUGUCAGCCGAGUACUUGACGGUCCUGCAGCAAUUCACGGGGACCGAGCCGCAGGCGUACGCGAACAGCGUGCCGCAGCGCAGGCCGUUACCAGGUUACGCGAAGCAGCAGCAGGCGCUGCAGCAGGCGUAUUACAAUUACCGCAAGCCCGCCGUGGUCCCACCGCGGCCCCAGCUGCAUUCUCAGACACUGGCUCAGCCCGAUGUCCCGGAGAAUCAUGCGGUGCCGUUGCGCGGACUUUCCGGCGCGUCCACUUACCAACUGGAGUCUUACUCGCAGCCGAAGCUGGGCACUUUCGAGCAGGAGCUGCUGCAGCUGGUGUCGGCGAAUCAGGCUCAGGAGUUCAAUCUGAUCCAGACGCAGGCGAAGGAAUAUCCGCAACCGCCGCAAUACGUGAAACCAACGGCGGCGGCGGCGGGCCAGCUGCCCGGGCAGUACCACAUCGAGACCAGUCCGCCUCCACGUUACCAGCCUCAGCAGCAACAAGUGGCGUACCAGGAGAUCGAGCAGCCGGCGGGCCAGCUUCAGUACCACACCUCGAUACCGGUGCACACGGCGGAAUACACGGGGAAUGCGAAGAACGUCCGGCCGUUCAGACCGUCUCCUCAGUACAACUACGCGAACGACGGUGCGCAGCUGAAGGCUGAAGCCGAGGCGAACGCUAGAGCCCAGGCCCACGCCGAGGCGCAGGCUCUGGCCUUCCAGAAGAUCGUGCAGGACUCUUACGCGAAGCAUCGGCAAACCGCCCUCGAGCAGAUCAGGAUCGAUCACGAGAGGCACAGGCAGCAGAGCGCCCUGGAGCAAAUUCAGCAGGGGACUCAGGUGAGCGACGCUGGACGAGCUCACAUCGAGGGUCAACUGGAGCCGAAGGACCCAGAGGCCGCGUACAGGGCCAAGCUGAAGGCCCAAGCGGCCGCCGAGGCCGCUGAAGCCAGGAGGCUGCAGUCGGAAGCCGAGUACAAGGCGCACCAGGACGCGGUUCGCCAGGUCGAAGCUCAGCAGCAAGCUCACGUGAAGGCUCAGGAGAAAGCCCAUAACGACGCUCUGAACUUCGAGAGGAACCAGAUUCGCGCCCAGGCCCAAGCUCAGGCUUUAGCUCAGGCUCAAGCCGAGGCCCUGUACAAGGUCUAUCAGCAAUCGCGCGCCAAGGCCAACAACGAGAUCUUGGCGGCCGCGAGGGCUCAGGCCGCGGCUAAGAAAGUCGAUCCCGACGGCACGCCGGUCAUUCAAUACCUUCUGCCUAACAGUCCCAAGCUCCCACCGCCUAACAGUUACUUCACCAACGACGAGAGCAAGUACCAGACUUCCGGUUCCACUUACGUUUCCAGGUCGGUGCCGAAGCCGGAGCCCAUCGCCCGAGAGCAGGCCGACGUGCAGUCGAGCGCCGCGAUCAAUCAGCCCCGUCAGCUGCACAAGCUCAAGCCGACCCAGUCCUCCGUCUACGUCUCCCAGUCGGGGCUCCUGAAGAAGUCGCCCGUCAAGUCGCUCGAGGAGAUCGUCGACCAGGACAACGGAGCCCAUAUCGUGCGAAUUCCCUCGUCGAAGGACCAACAGCCUCUGAGCCAGGACGAGCUGUCCGCAUUGAUCAACGCUGGUUACAGCGUCACCCCGGUACCUCAGACGGCGAAGCCUACCCAGCGAAGCUACGUGCCGGAGAACACCUCCUCUGCUUACUAUCUGAAGAAGCAGCGGCCGGUCGCCAGGCCGGAGUACGUCGCUUAUGAGGAAGUCGUGCAACACUCGCGAAGACCCGCCAGGAAGGACAGACCCAUCCUUAAGCAGGAUGAUACCGACGAGAAGGUCACUUUCUUGGUACCCCUGGAGCCGAGCUACGGCACGAGACAACCGCCGUUCAGGCAGGAAGAGUAGUCGCGUAAGCUUCGUCGUUAUCAGCAGAUGAUGGCGACGAUUGGAAACUCGAACCGAGUCGGUAUUCUUACAAACCUUCACCUUUCGCCUAGCGAUUUUUCUCUUCCUUUUAUAUGUCCGCCUUUCUCCUUUUCCCCCAUUUAAUUCAUUUCCUGUCGUUGUGGGAGCAUCUAACCAACUGCUGCUGCUGCUGUUUAACAUAUCGUCGUUAUUUCGCGCGUUAUAUGUAUGGUCAAGUCGAUCUUUUUUAGAUAGGAAAAUACGCGAAUUCGACGGGAAGAAAGAAGUUCGAGUUUACUUUCCACGCGAUUUCAAUCCUGCUCGUUGACGACGCUAGACGACCGGACGAUACUAUGUAGUUUCAUAAAGUAUCGCGUGUCUCAUCAAAAUGACAAAAUUCACGACUUACGUUAAAUUAUACACGAUUCGCAUCACGAAUUAAGAAGUCCAGACGGAAGAUUGUUGCGUUAAUUUUCUGAAAGUAAAGCUGAUUCUGUAACGUAAAGCUGACGCACAACGAUGCACGGCCUUACGCGCUAUUAUCCGUAGAUGGUAAGUGCGACGGUGCUGAGUCGAACGAUUAUUAAUUUAUAUUUCUUUGUAAAUAUUAGAAUUUAACUAAUAAACACGUUGAAAAAUUUUACUCCGA
Messenger RNA from Dinoponera quadriceps, 2802 nucleotides. Its product is annotated as regulatory protein zeste-like. The record is from RefSeq and is a predicted model, not a curated record. Lineage: Eukaryota; Metazoa; Arthropoda; Insecta; Hymenoptera; Formicidae. The transcript is spliced from 3 exons. The coding region runs from base 66 to 2153 and encodes 695 amino acids.